Molecule: messenger RNA, 2589 nt
Organism: Drosophila ficusphila
Lineage: Eukaryota; Metazoa; Arthropoda; Insecta; Diptera; Drosophilidae
Gene: Rrp1
Product: recombination repair protein 1
Exons: 4
Coding region: 296-2374 (692 amino acids)
Biological process (GO): base-excision repair
Cellular component (GO): nucleus
Molecular function (GO): double-stranded DNA 3'-5' DNA exonuclease activity; DNA-(apurinic or apyrimidinic site) endonuclease activity; phosphoric diester hydrolase activity
Source: RefSeq, a predicted model, not a curated record
AAAUUAAUUCAGUUUUUUUAGGGCUGCAAACUUAUCAGUUAUCAUUCAUUAAAAGUGAAAAAAAUUGUACAACUUUUGUAUUUAGAGAUGAAACAAAAACAGUGUUCAAAACCGCGCUAUCGACAGGCUUGCAAAAUCGCGUUGCCCGCGCAGUUUUCUUUUUGUUGAUAUCGGGUGGCGAAAGAAGCGGCAUCGGCAGUGAAACACAACCUUCAGAAAAAAUAGAUUUUCGGUGAAAUUAUUUUCAUAUAGCUGCGAAAAGUUAAUCUCUUUUACCAGACCUCAACACUGCACAAUGCCCCGCGCCAAGGCCUUGAAAAAGCAAACAGAGGCGGUGCCAUCUGAGCCCACUGAUCCCACUCCAAAUGGGAUAGGAAAUGUCGCCGCCGACCAAAACCCCGCUGCCGGCGAAGAAGCUAAAGUUUCGACGAAGGGAAAGCCACGCUCUAAAAAGGCCACCAAGACAACCGUUGCUGUGGAACAGUCUUCGGAAGUUGAGUCGGAACAGGCUCCCCCGGCAGUUGCACGUGGAAAAAAAAAACAGCAACCAAAGGAUACAGAAGAAAACGGUGAGGAGGCGGUGGUGUCUAAGCCAAAGGGACGCGCCAAAAAGGCGACUGCAGACGCUGACCCAUCUGGCAAAGCAGCAAAAGCUAGGGCCAAGAAGGAUACCACUUCUGCGCCAGAGGAAGAGGCGGCUGUUUCGUCAAAGGGACGCUCGAAGACUGAGAAACCAGCGGCUGCCGAAGAACCAAAAGCCAGGGGACGAAAGCGAAAGGAGUCGGCGGCCGAGGCAAAUGGGUCGGAGGAGCCGGCAGCACCUCCCAAACGAAGGACUAAAAAGGAAGCAUCACCGGCGAACCAGGAAGAACCAGUGAACCAGAAAGCUGAAACAGCGACUGCCAAGCGGGCACGCGGAACCAAGCGACUAGCAGACUCGGAAAUCGCAGCUGCUCUCGAGGAGGAAGAAGUGGAUGAGGAGCCUCCAAAGGCUGCUAGCAAGCGAACCAAGAAAACCAAGGUGGUCGAACCGGAACCCGAGGGUGUAGGUGAUGCUAAGCCCGAAGUAAAAGAAGUUCCGCCAAAAGCAGCGGCAAAAAAACGUACCAAACAAAUAAAAGACAGCGAUGCUGCGGAUGAAAAUGCGCCCAAAGCUGAAGGCAAGACCACCAAGUCACGAGCCAAGAAAGAGGCCAAAGAAGAGCAGCCAGCGCCUGUUAAAAAGCGAGGUCUGAAGAUAUCCAAUGAUAAGGAAAAUGGAGCGGAGCCCGAACCCUCAACAGAAAACAAACCAGUGCGAGGUCGGAAAAAGGCAGUUGGAAAGGUAGAAAAUAAAGAGGAGGCAGCAGAGCCUGCAGCUGUAAGCAAACCAGGUCGCAGUCGGAAAAAGGCAGCCGCAGAGAUUGAAAACGACGAAGACGAUGAGGAGGUCAGCUCGAAAAGUAUGUUGGCGGAGCAGUCCGGUUGCGGUGGAGCUGCCGUAUUGAAAAGUUUGCAAAACAUGCUCAACUUUUGUUUUCCAGCAAACAAGACAGCCAAGAAGGGGGAUGUCAAAUCCAUUGGGACUUUGGAUAAAGAAUCUUUUGCCUUGCCAGUCGAAAAAACGUUUAACUUGAAAAUAUCCAGCUGGAAUGUGGCCGGUCUGAGAGCUUGGCUAAAAAAGGAUGGCCUUCAGUUGCUGGAUCUUGAAGAGCCUGACAUUUUCUGCCUGCAGGAAACCAAGUGCGCAAACGAUCAGCUGCCGGACGAGGUGACUCGCUUGCCAGGCUACCAUCCCUAUUGGCUGUGCAUGCCGGGUGGUUAUGCUGGCGUCGCUGUCUACAGCAAGAUCAUGCCGAUAAACGUUGAGUACGGCAUUGGCAACGAGGAGUUCGACGACGUGGGACGGAUGAUUACGGCGGAGUACGAAAAGUUCUACCUAAUCAAUGUGUAUGUGCCGAAUUCUGGUCGAAAGCUGGUUAAUUUGGAGUCACGCAUGCGCUGGGAAAAGCUCUUUCAGGCGUACGUGCAGAAGUUAGACGCUCUGAAGCCUGUAGUCAUCUGCGGUGACAUGAACGUGUCCCAUAUGCCAAUCGAUCUGCAGAACCCGAAGGCGAACACCAAGAACGCCGGCUUCACACAGGAGGAGCGCGACAAGAUGACGGAGCUAUUGAGCCUUGGUUUCGUGGACUCGUUUAGGCACCUAUACCCCGACCGUAAGGGCGCCUACACCUUUUGGACUUAUAUGGCCAAUGCGCGGGCACGCAACGUCGGCUGGCGUCUCGACUAUUGCCUGGUCUCGGAGCGAUUUCUUCCCAAAGUAGUGGAGCACGAGAUUCGAUCGCAGUGUAUGGGCAGCGACCACUGUCCCAUUACCGUGUUCUUCAAUAUUUAGAUGUACGACCAUUGUGUUUUGGGAACUUCAUAAUUCGACACAUUUAAUCUGUUUGUAACUAAGAUUUGGUUUUAUUAUUUAUUAAUCCAAGGCUGUACAAUAGGUACGGACCGAUUUAGUUGUUAAACCGUCAUUACACUUCAUUUCACUUUUACAUUCUGUUGUAGAUCGACCAGUCGAAUUUGUAUUUUUGAAUAAAGUAAGCUACUAUCGCA